Molecule: messenger RNA, 1269 nt
Organism: Prosopis cineraria
Lineage: Eukaryota; Viridiplantae; Streptophyta; Magnoliopsida; Fabales; Fabaceae
Product: CASP-like protein 1F2
Exons: 3
Coding region: 456-1055 (199 amino acids)
Source: RefSeq, a predicted model, not a curated record
UUCGUUUUUGUGGCCGUCACUUCCACUCUCCAACUAUUUUUUCCCUCAAGAUCUAAUAACUGCAUUUCACUGUAAAGAAGAUUGAGAAGCUGGAUUACAAAAUCGAUCUGAAAUCUUUGUCAAGAAGGGGGGAAAAGAGUGAAACCUAUUGUUCGAGACGAUUUAUACGUGUCCAUGAGAUUUGUGUUUGAAAUUUCUCCGAUUUUUACAUUUUUCUGCCGCUCACAAAUACCCAGAAAAGUCCAAAUCGGUAUCAGAUUGCAGUGCAUCAAAAAUAAGCCUUGAAUCGCCUCCAGCAUCGUGCCUCUCUGUAAUUUCGUCCUCUUAAAGUUAAGAGGUAUUGCGCUCAAUCUCCGGCAGCGCCACCAACUUCUCUGUUCUGUAUCACGUUUUUGCCGUUUUAAGCUAUUCUCCAUUUGCUUUACAUAAAGUUACCCAAACGGUCCUCCAUAUGUAUGGCCGACGCCAAAGAUUCCUUCAUGCUCGACGCUAAAUCUCCGAAGCCAUCACUCCCCCCUUCAACUCCUCAAUCUCUGUCUCAUUACCAGCAUUUUCUCAUGGCUCACGAGAUCCUUCGAAUCUUAGCCUUUCUGCUUUCCGCAGCUUCAAUUGCAGUCAUGGUCACCAAUAGCCAAACUGUUACCAUCUUCUCGUUCCAGUUCGAAGCCCAUUACUAUUACUCCUCUUCUCUGAAAUUCUUCGUAGCUGCAAAUGCUAUAGUCUGUGGCUUCUCUCUGCUCACACUCAUCAUAGGUCUCCUUCUGCUGAGACGUCCAGGAUCGUUGCAACGCCCUUACUCCUUCUUUUCCCUCAUCUUGCACGACAUAGUUAUGACGGUGCUGAUUAUAUCAGCAUGUGCGGCGGCAACUGCGGUAGGAUACGUGGGUCAGUAUGGAGAAUCGCAUGUGGGAUGGCUGGCCAUCUGUGACCGAGUGCCAAAGUUCUGCAAAAGAAACAUGGUCUCCCUCUUUCUCUCUUAUCUGACUUUCUUUGCCUAUUUGGGACUUACUAUUUUAAUGGCUUACAAGCUCAUGUCUUCUCCUCCCAAGAGCUAGAUUCAGAGCAUGGAUAGAUUAUACAGCCUUUCCUAGUUACUUGUGUCCUGCAGAAAUUUAGAGUUUUCCCCCUUGUGUCUGUCCCGGUUAUAUGGUAGCCAUGUUAAUGCUUGGUGACUAUGGAUAGGAUUCAAUAACUGUUGUAAAGAAACAGAUAUCAUCAUAUAUCAACGACUUCAACCUUCAUUAAUUACAUGGCAUUAACUUGGCCUUA